AUGGCGGCCCUCACGCAGGCGGCGCUGCUGACGUCGCAGCGCGGCCCAGGCCUCCCGCCGCUCGGCGCCACCGCCGCACUCGCCUGCCUGGCUGCCGCGCGGCGCCGCGGCUUCGAGCCCUCCCGCCUGCAGGCGCGCGUGCUGCGGCGCCUCAAGGCGCGGCUGCGCGACUCCAUAGUGGGGAAUGCUGCCGCCCCGACGCCGCGGCAGCUCGGUGACAGCCUGGUUGCGCUCAGCGAGUUGGGGUGGCAGCUGAACGGCGACCAGCUGCGCUCGGUGGCCAGCGCCGCCGAGGCCGCCGCAACGGGUGGUGUGGGGGCGGUGACCACGGGCAUCUGCAGCGGAGGCGAGGCUGGGCUCCUGCUGGUGGGGUAUGCACGAGCGAGGGCCAUUGCGGCGCCGGGCGACCGGCUGGAGGGGCCGCGGGAGGAGAGGCUAGCGGCGCCGCUGUUUGACGCGUUUGCAGGGGCCAUCGUCAACGUCGGCGGCGGCGCGAGCCGCGUCCGCAGCAGCGCCGGCAACAGCAGCUGCGGUGACAGCGACGACGGCAGCGGCGGCGGCGGCGGCGGCACAGAAGGCGGUUCAAAUGUGCCGCCUGAUUGCCCGCCCGGCAGCGGCGGCGCCUCAAGCGAUGCAGGCGCGCAGGCUGACGCGCAGGACGACGCCUGGGCGGCCCAGGCGGCCGCGGUGCUGGAGGCCCUGUCGUCGCUGCCCUGCGCCCCGAACCUCAUCGAAGCCCCUGAGCGCCAAGCCGCCCUCGAGGCGUUGCUAGACCUGCUGCAGCACCGCAUGCGGCGGCUGGGCGGGCGCGAGCUGGCGGCGGCGGCGGCCGCGCUGGAUCGCAUCGGGAUUGACCCCUGGGACGGGUGGGCGGCUGAGCUGCACACCGCUUUGGCGGCGGACGGCGGCGAGCGCAUGCAGCAGCUGACGGGGCACGCAGCCGUCACGCUGCUGUGCGCGCUGCCGCGCCUGGGGCCGGCGCCGCCAGAGGGGCUGCUGGCAGGCCUAUGCCGCGCGGCGAGCGGGCGCCUGCAGGAGUGCAGUGCGCGGCAGCUGGCGGCGGCGCCGGUGGCGCUGCUCGCGCUGCGGCACCGGCCGCCGCGCUACUGGCUGGACGCGUACUGGGUGGCGGCGGCGGGCGCCGACUGGGAAGGCUUCUGCGGUGCAUCGCUGGGCCUGUAUCAGGGCCUGUCCGUCCAUGGCGCCGGCGCCGGCGUGAUCGCAGUUGACCCCGCUUCGCAGCCAUGCCCGCCUUUCGCGCUUGCCUUCAGCAAGGUGCUGCAUGGCAGCAAGCUGCUGGCAGUGGCAGAUGAGGAGGGCUGGAUCUGCGUUGUCGACACAGCGGCCGAGCGGCUGCCGUCCUCGCUUCACAUGGAUGCGUCGUGCGAGCCCAAGGCCAAGUGGUUGGCGCACCAGAACACCAUUUACGACAUCGCAUGGGCCAAGAACGACACCCUGCUGUACACAGCCGCGGGCGACCACUUGGUGGGGGUCUGGGACACCCACACCGCGGCGCUGCGCUGCCACUGCAAGGGCCACGCUGGCAGCGUCAAGGCCGUUGCGACGCACGCGGCCCAGCCCGACGUCCUCGCCUCUGGCGCGAGGGACGGCGCCGUCAUGCUCUGGGACCUGCGCGCCCCCACCCGCUGGAGCGCCCGCCGCCAGCGCAACACGCUCGACCCUGCGGCGCGCGUCGACGUCGCCGCGGGCGGCGCGAGGGGCGGCGGCGGCGUGGCGGCGGCGCGCACGCAGCUGCGGCGCAGCGUGACCGCGCUGGCGUUCCUGCCCGGGGGCGCCUCGCUGGCGGCGGGCAGCGACAUGGACGGCGUUGCCGCCGAUACGACGCUGCUGCCGGUACGGCUGUACGGCCACAACGGGGAGGUCACCUCGGUCGCGUGGUGCCCCAGCGACGGCUGCCAGCUGGCGACGGCGAGCGACGACGGAACAGUGCGCGUGUGGGCGCUGGGCGCGGGCCGCGGCGCGGCCGCAGAGGGGCACGCGGCGGCGGCCGGGGCUGUAUCGCGAGAGGAGCGCCGCGCGGCCGAUCGCGCGGCGGCGGCGGCGGCUCAGGUGGAGGGGCGGGCCGCCGAGGGGGCCCGCGGCGGCAGUGCGCGGGGCACGACGCGCGCGCGGCGCGCCGCAGCGAGGGAGUUUGUGCGCACGGCCGCCGGGCGCAGCGGCGGCCUCGCAGCGGAUGGCGGAACCGUGGCGGCCACGGCAGCCGCGCCACCCGCAACGCCGGGCAGCGGUGCCGCGGGCGCGCGGCCGCUGCGCCAGGCGCUCAUCACCGAGCGGCUGCCUACGCUGCAGCCGCCCGCUCGCCGGCAGGUGCCGGAGGCGGUGCCGCCCCAUGCUGCGGCGGCGGCAGCGACAGCACCUACGACGGCCCCAGAGGCCGCGGCGGCCGGCGGCCCGGGCGCAGCUGCGGCCGGCUCGACGCCGCCCGCGCCGCGCGAGAGGCUGUCGCGCCUUGGCGGCCUCACGCCGCUCGCGUGGGCCUGGUCGGGCCAGCAUCAAGACACCCACCACCACCACCAGCAGCAGCAGCGGCCUGAGCAGCAGCGCGGCGCCGAGCCCGGCGUCGGGCCCUCAGGCAGCCCUCCCGUCUGCCCGCAGCACCCCUUUGGCUGCCGCUGCCGCUCUGGGGGGGACGAGUUCCUCGUCUUCGAGGACCCCAGUGGCGGCGCCCUCGACGGCGGCGAGCUGCAAGGGGGCGCGGGGGCGCGGCCUGGGCGGGCGGGCGGCUCGGACUGCGGCGGCGCGCUGCAGAGGGCGCUGUCUUUUGACACCUCUCUGAUGGAGCCGUCGGCGACUCAGCAGGAAGACCGGCCGCCGGAGCAGGCGGGCGGGCCGCGGGCGGACGGGGGCGGCGACCGCGAAGGGGAGCCGGAGGCGGGGUCGAGCGGCGGCGGGCAACAGGAGGGCCAGCAGCGCGGCCAGCGGCGGCGGCGGGGCGCGUGCGGGGAGGCAGGCGACGAGCGCUGCGCGCCGCAGCUGGCGCCGCCGCCGCGCCACGGGCGUAGCUGCCUCGGGCGCAGCACCACGUUUGGGUUUCCAGAUAUGGAGCGGUCUGGGAGCCCGAGCAGGGACAGCUGGCCGGCUGUCCAGAACAGUGGCAGCGGCGGCGGCGGCGGCGGCUGCGAGCAUGUGCGGCCAGGGCAUGCGUCACAGCAGCAGCAGCAGCAGGAGCAGCAGCAGCAGCAGCAGCAGCAGCUUGGCAAGUGGCAUGGGAGCAGCGAGACGGGGCAGCUGCGGCAGCAGCAGCAGCACCCAUGCGCCCAUCUGCUAGAGCUCUCUGGCAGCUUCCGCUCCGGCGACGAGAAUGCUCCACAGCCGCCAGCGCCCUCGCUGCCGCCCCGCUCGCCGAUCCCACCAACACAGCAGCAGCAGCAGCAGCAGCAGCAGCAACAGCACGGUCUGUUGGCGGGCCUGCUGCCGCUCCCGCUGUUCUCGCAUGGCGGCUCGACGGCGCCGCUCUCAGGCGGAGAGCGGCGGGGCGGCGGCAAUGCAGAGGAGCAGCAGCAGCAGCAACAGCAGCAGGCAGGGCAGCAAGGCGAGCAGCACCGGCAGCGGCCGAUGGGCGAGUCGUCCCGGCAGCCAGCGCGCAGCGCGCAGCAGUGCGGCGGUGAGCAGGGGCCGAGUGUCGAGAUUGGCAGCGGCGACGAGCAGGGCCCUGAAGAAGAGGAGGAAAGGGGGUGCCUCCGCGCCCCCAAGCGGCAGCGCAAGCUGUCGGAACUUUGGCCGGCGCCGCUGGCGGUAGAAGACCAGUCAAGCCGCUUUGAGGCGUUGUGA
Molecule: messenger RNA, 3792 nt
Organism: Monoraphidium neglectum
Lineage: Eukaryota; Viridiplantae; Chlorophyta; Chlorophyceae; Sphaeropleales; Selenastraceae
Product: putative Denticleless protein
Exons: 6
Coding region: 1-3792 (1263 amino acids)
Biological process (GO): proteasome-mediated ubiquitin-dependent protein catabolic process
Cellular component (GO): nucleus
Molecular function (GO): protein-macromolecule adaptor activity; protein binding
Source: RefSeq, a predicted model, not a curated record